UUCGGAGCGGCGUGGCACUGCACCGUGCACCGACAGUGCUACGUUCGUACUGUACAGCGGCUGCUAAGGGAGCGACGUUAGUUACACAACAGUAGAUCAAAGCACCUUUGACAAUUAGGCCGCCAAAAUGUUUACCGACGAAGAAUUCGAGAAAUAUUUGAAGGAAUUAGAUAACCCAGACCUCUCCGAAUUCGAAUUCUUCACUGAAUCUACGGGAGUGAAAGUAUACCGGCGAUAUAACAAGACCUCUGGAUUGUAUGAUUACAAAACGAUAGGUGGCAUUGAUGUACCAGUAGAUACAUGUUUUGCUGUUUAUACUGACUUGGAGUACAGGAAAAAAUGGGAUUCAUAUGUGAAAGAAUUGUAUCAAUUUGAAGAGGAUGGAAAGAAAGGUGUCUAUUGGCGAGUGGCUUUCCCAUUUCCUCUCUCAAAUAGAGACUAUGUGUUUGUCAGAGAGACAAGAGAGUUUGACCUGAAUGGGAAACAUAUAUAUGUUUGUCUUGGAAGGAGUGCUGAAUUCAAAUCAAAGAAGGAAAAAUCUGGUGUGGUACGAGUUAAUGAUUUCCUUCAAAGUAUGAUCUUUACUUCAGAUGGCAAUGGAACCAAAGCAUUCAUGCAUUACUAUGACAACCCAAGGGGGAUGAUUCCUACGUGGCUUAUCAAUUGGGCAGCUAAGAGUGGAAUACCAGGUUUCUUGGCUAAGAUGGUGAUCGCAUGUAACAGUUAUGAUAAGUAUCUAGCGUCCAAGAAGUGAUGAAAGUCUAUUUUCAUGUCCAUCCAAUAAGCAACUAGUCAAGAUUAGAAGUCUGUUUUGUGUAGGCCUAUUUAUAUAGUAGAUUAUAUAUCUUUACCAAAAUAUUAUUUGAUAUAGCACAAGUAGUACCCACUUUAUUUCAGUUUCUUCACUUUAGUCAAAAUAUUUAAAUUAUAUUUAACGCUAGUACAAACAUUUCAGUCUCAAUAAUUAGCCUUUACUAACAACACUUUUGUGUAAACAAAGGUAGUUUUAUAGUAAAUUAUAUUUGUUUGUCAUAAUCAUAAUGUAUUCCUGUGUUUUCAAGCAUUGUUUAUAUGCCAUAUACAACACAUUCUGUUGUAAUGUAGAUGUUGGUCAUUUUGUGUUUUGAAAGAAGCUGGAAAGUAACCAUUCAGCCAAUUUGAAGUGCCCAUUUGUAUUCUGGUAGUGAUUGCAACUCAUGAAAUUCUUUGUAGAAGUAAUAUUUAGAGCUGAUUUUGGAAAAUAGUGAACGGAUAUGGAACUCCAAACAUACAGAUUUUAAGGUUUUUUGAUGUACAUCUACUUACAAACUAUUUUAAUGAUAUUUGAGAAGAGGAAAGUCCCACGGAAGUGAUAGCCUUUAAGUGUUUUGAUCUUUACGAGAGAAAUUUUAUCCAUCUUUAUUUAUGAAUCCGACCCCCCCCCCCCCCAUAGAAAUGUGUUUAUUUUGCCAAUUUUAUUGAGAGGUUUGCUGUAUGUAGCUGAAAGAAAGGUUAUGGAGUUCAAAACCAAAGUGUUUGUCAUUCCAUAGUUUACUCCAAGCAUGAAAAUCAAAUACCUGCCGUUCCUUUUCUUGCCAUUUCAAUUUAUUAGGAAUUAUCUAAUACCUUUACUUUGUGAGAUAGGUCAUAGAGAUUGUAUUGAGGCUUAUUCAGAUAUGACCACCACACCACGGUAAACCGCAACACAAAAGUUUGCCAGUUUAUUUUGUUAAUGCAUGGGAACUGCGGGCAACUGCGGUCUUACGCAUAUUCACUGUGCUUUGUGAUAUAAGAUAGGAAAUAUUAAGCGUAUUACACUUUGCGUCAUUAAAAAAGUGCUGUAGUUUUGCCGCCUCCCAUAUGAACAAAGCUUUAGGGAUACACAGUGUCAUUGGAAUUUGCCAUUAUUGUACAAUUUUUUUUUAAUGAAUUCAUCAAUUGAAACAAAUUGGACCUUCAUAUUAGCCCAAAUAAUGCAACCUCAUUAGCACCUCGCAUUGAAAUGAAAAUGAUAGCCAAAUUUAUUAACAUUCUACAUGGUUAAUAUAAUGUGCUAUCUCAUUUAAGAAAAAAGUUGGUCUUUAGUAAUAGAUUCUUGUAUUUUCUCAUAGUACAUCUCUGUAUAUGUGUACCAUACAAGCCUCAGAGCUGCAUCAUCAGGUAUUUUUGUAUGACAUUUUAUAAAAAAUUAUGCGUCUCGGGACAUUAUCUUUCAGUUGAAGCUGUGUGAAUUUAAUUAGUCAUUUUUAUAAGGAUGAAAAACCGAAGAGUGUAGUGACGAUGUACUCUAUAUUUUGCAGUGAGUUUGUAUUUAGUGUGUAAAAAUGCUGAUAGUGCACAAAUUGUUAUAUUUUUAUGUUUAUAGUGGGAAAUAACUUAGAAUAUAUCUUUCUUUUGUCAAUUAGAGUUUGUUACAGGGUAUAAUAAAAUCAGAAUAACGUCCAUUACCCACUUAAUUACUUACAUAAAUUAUUGGCUAAAUGCAAUUGUUUGGAUUGUUAAAGAAUAAGCACAAACAGCCCCUUGAAGGUAUAAUAUCCAGAAAAGGAGACUAGCACUAUACUGAUCUCAUUGUAUUUGAGAAAUAUAGUUUGCACAAAGUUUGAGUUUGUUUCAGUUGCAUCGUAGAUUGAACAAAUAAUUUUGAAUGUACAACAUGUGCCUUGGUUCUGUAUGAUUUCAUUACCUGUGUCCUAAUGUGAUUAUAAUAACAAUAAUAAUGUACUUAGAUUCUCUGGCUUGAUGUCAUUCUUCUGGGUGGAUGGUCGGUCCUCCUCCCAUCAAACUUGUGCACAAUUCCAUAAGCAAUAGAUUGGAUGCACUCGAUGUAAAUAUGUUUAUCCUUUGGAAAGCUGUGACAGUUGCAGCUAUUUUUCAUUCCUGUUGUAUUUAUUGUUUUACUUCAUUGUUUUUUUUUGUGAAAUAAGUACAUUAAUUUUGGAAUAUGUUUUUUUCAACUUUUUGAAUUAACAAGUAUUGAAUCAUAGCCUGUAUACACUGAAAAAAAAAGUGUUUUUCAGAAAGUUCUGCAUGGCCUGUGGAGCAUACAUGUAUAUAUGCCAUUGAUCUUUACACAUUUUGUGUAAACAUUUAUAUGUAAACUAGCAGCUAAAAAAAAAAAUCCACAUUCAUACUGUUUCAAAUAUUGAUCGGAUUGAAUAUAUACCUUAGGCAAGAUUAGUCUAGUCUUGGUUACAUAAUAAAGUCUGUUCUUUUUCAGAAAUACAUGUACACAUACUUAAUAUAGUGAGCAUAGAGAUGAUAGAGAACGUGCAAUAAAUAAAUGUUUAUAUGAAAUAAGAAA
Messenger RNA from Strongylocentrotus purpuratus (purple sea urchin), 3283 nucleotides. It is a transcript of the gene pctp, whose product is annotated as phosphatidylcholine transfer protein. The transcript has 6 exons. The record is from RefSeq and is a predicted model, not a curated record. Gene Ontology annotation, molecular function: phosphatidylcholine binding; phosphatidylcholine intramembrane carrier activity. Lineage: Eukaryota; Metazoa; Echinodermata; Echinoidea; Camarodonta; Strongylocentrotidae. Bases 128 to 754 code for a protein of 208 amino acids.